Messenger RNA from Rotaria sp. Silwood2, 1908 nucleotides. The record is from the annotation of a GenBank genome assembly. Lineage: Eukaryota; Metazoa; Rotifera; Eurotatoria; Philodinida; Philodinidae.
AUGAGUCGAACUACAUUUCUUAAUGUUGAUGAUACGAAAGCUGGUAUGGCAGAUUUGGAUAAAGAAAAGAUUAAUAAACUAAUUCAAGAAGCAUCUAAAAAUUCAAAAUUUUUUAAACAACAACAACGACGCGAAGAAGAAAAUCGUCGACAAAUUGAAGUUAAAUUAUCUAAAAUAAAAUCAUUUUCAAAUUUUCAAAUUGAACAAGCUGAAAAAUCAACUGAUCGAUAUUUAAAUCAAUUAGAUAAAACUCGAGAUCUAUCUCGAACAUUUUGUCAUAUUGAUAUGGAUGCUUUUUAUGCAUCAGUUGAAAUGCGAGAUAAUCCAGCACUUCAACAUGUGCCUAUGGCAGUCGGUGGCGAAGGCAUGUUGUCAACAUCAAAUUAUUUAGCUCGGCAAUUUGGUGUACGUGCAGCAAUGCCUGGUUUUAUUGCACGACAUCUCUGUCCGAAUCUAGUUAUUGUACCAUGCGAUUUUAAAAAAUAUCGAGCGGAUAGUUCGAAAGUCAUUGAAUAUGAUGAAAAUUAUGGUUCGUGCGGUCUUGAUGAAGCCUUUGCAGAUUUAACAAACUAUUUACAAAUACGACCAACAUUAUCGGAAGAACAAAGAACAUUUCCAAAAGAAGAAAAUUCAACCGAGACAAUAACAUUUGGUAUUACAGCUGAAGAAACUGUUCAAGAAAUUCGGCAUCGAAUUCACUUAGCAACACGAUUAACAGCUAGUGCUGGUAUUGCAUGUAAUAUGCGUUUAGCUAAAUUAUGUUCUGAUAUUAAUAAACCAAAUGGACAAUAUCAAUUAGAAUCGAAUGUAAACAUUAUUUUACAUUUUAUGCGAAAUUUACCAAUACGAAAAAUAAAAGGUAUUGGAAAAGUAACUGCGCUUCAUUUAGAAUCACUUCAAAUUCAAACAGUUAAUGAUAUUUAUCUUAAACGUGGAAUUCUUAAAUUAAUUGAAUAUCCAUCAACAUUUGAUUUUCUUAUGCGUGUUUGUAAUGGUUGUGGUUCAACAACUAUUGAACAUGAUGAUUUACAAAAGAGUAUUGGACACGAAACAACAUUUAAUGGCACAAGUGAUUCAUUACAAUUAAUAUCACUUUGUCGUGAUUUAGCAAAGAAAACAGUUGAUGAACUUAUAUCUGAUCGUAUUCUAUGUAAACGUAUAACACUUAAAAUCAAAACAGUUAAUUUUGAAAUUUUAACACGUUCAAAAACACUUUCAUCUUAUACAGAUUCAUUAAAUGUAAUAACUGAUAAAGUUAUUGCUUUACUUAAACAUGAACUUGAUCAAGAUCUUGAAUUACCAGCUUUACGUCUUAUGGGUGUACGAGUAUCUGAUUUGAAAAUGAAAAGUUCUGAUUUACCAAUUCUUCAAUUUUUUUCAAAAAAAUCUACAACAACAACAACAAUUAACGAAAAUAUCCAUGACAUGAUUGAAGAUAUUGAUAAUGAUGAUAAUGAUGAUGACGAGGGAGAAGAAGAAAAUUUGAAUGAAGAAUUUCUAUCAAUUGAAAAUCAACAUAAUGAAGAUUGUGAUUCCAAAUUAACUCAUUUUGAUGAUGAAAAUUCUAAUACGAGUACAACAACAUGUCCUGUAUGUCAAAAAAUGCUUUUAGGUGAUAAUGAUAAAAUAAAUAAACAUAUUGAUUUAUGUUUAAAUGGUGAAAUGAUUCGAACAACAAUUAAAGAACAAGAUCAACAAACAUCACCUCAAACAAAUUAUCAUAAACGGUAUCUCCUAAGAUAUUUUCAUGUUUCCCAUCAAAUAUGGUUUUUUUUUUGUUUUCUUAGCAUUAAUUUAACACAAACAAAACUAACACCACCAGCUAAGCGACAAAAAAGAAAAUCUAAUACAACACCACAACGAACAAAUGGUAUUGAUAAUUAUUUUUUUAAAACACAUUUAAAGUAA